GAUGUCUCUGUUCGUAUAAAGAUGCUUUACGUUUAAACGUGUGAAGAUCGAUAAAUCUACAAAUAUAUUCCGUUGAUAUCAUGCAUUUGUAAUGGCAAGGCGGGAUUAGUUUAAUUAGAUUUGUAUGUUGAUAAUAAGAGUAUUGGUUUUAUUUACGAGGAGGUAAAUUUGUGACGGUCGAGGUAUGGCUGUGCCAGACCUAACCUAACAAGAAUUCUAGAAGGAACGAAAUAAAAGGGGUUCGUCGUUUCGUGUCUUCGUAGAGUAAUAUUGGAUUAAUUACCAUGGCAACAAACGAAGCGAGCCUGUGAAUUCUGAGGGAAUUCAGAGAAGAAAUUCUGUGCUAAAUGUUACGGCGUCGUUUGGGGAAGCUGAAGAGUUCCAACUAAAUGAAAACAUGACUUCAAAUUAUAAGAAGCAGAUCGGCGGAGGAGCACGGAAAAAAAGUGCCACGAAGUUUGAACUUACGGAGGAACAGAAAGUGGACAUCAAGGAGGCUUUCGAUUUGUUUGAUCCUGACGGAACUGGAAAGAUAGCUACGAAAGAGCUUAAAGUAGCGAUGAGAGCACUUGGUUUCGAGCCUAAGAAGGAGGAGAUUAAAAAGUUAAUUGCCGAUGUUGAUCCGGAUGGUCUCGGUAAACUCUCCUUUGAGGAAUUUAUGAAUAUCCUUUCUGAGAAAAUGGCCGAGAAGGACUCUAAAGAAGAGAUCUUGAAAGCCUUUAGACUCUUUGAUGACGACGAUACGGGGAAGAUAUCAUUCAAAAACUUGAAACGAGUGGCUGGAGAACUGGGAGAGAAUCUCACCGACGAGGAACUGCAAGAAAUGAUCGACGAGGCAGACCGAGAUGGUGACGGUGAAAUCUCACAAGAGGAGUUCUUGCAUAUCAUGAAGAAAACGUGCUUGUAUUAAGGUAUAGGCGUCAAAGUAUUGUCUCCAAAUGACAUGAUCAGUUAAUCGAGCUCUUAACUGGAAACCAAGAUUUUUUUCUAUUGGUACUUUACUGUGUGCUAGUCAGCUUUCCUAUAAAAAACAUUUAUUCCUAUUUGUAACGAUGGUCAAAUGCAAUUGUAAUGCAUGCGACGUGUAUGUUAAGAAAAGUCACUUUAUUUCUGUAUAUUGUACGUAAAAAUCUAAUUUUAUGUAUUCUGAGGAAAAAACGAUCCACGUAUGUCUUAAUAAUAAUACACAGAGUUGAGAAGUAUCAAUGGUCAAAACCACAGACUGAUAUUUGUACAGGCCUAAAAAGUCAUUGAUAUGGCUAUUAUGACGAUUAUUUAAUUGAUGCACUUAUAUGUUGAAUAAACAAUCACUUUCCACUCCUAUGUUGCCGAGAUUGCUGAGUUAAUGAGUUUUCUAAUAAGCUCGGCCCUUUUCUUCGCUUUCGAUAAACUUUCCAAUAAGAUGUCUUGCGAUGUAGGUAUACCUCCUGUAAAGUGCAACGUAAACAAUAUUAUAAAUAGAUGUGAAUAAGUGAUUACUUCAUUAUUAUUUUUUGAAGAAUAAAAGGAAAUGCAAAUAUUCAACAUA
Molecule: messenger RNA, 1528 nt
Organism: Orussus abietinus
Lineage: Eukaryota; Metazoa; Arthropoda; Insecta; Hymenoptera; Orussidae
Product: caltractin
Exons: 2
Coding region: 398-910 (170 amino acids)
Biological process (GO): mitotic cell cycle; centriole replication
Cellular component (GO): centrosome; centriole
Molecular function (GO): calcium ion binding
Source: RefSeq, a predicted model, not a curated record